Molecule: messenger RNA, 7241 nt
Organism: Ceraceosorus guamensis
Lineage: Eukaryota; Fungi; Basidiomycota; Exobasidiomycetes; Ceraceosorales; Ceraceosoraceae
Exons: 3
Coding region: 116-6994 (2292 amino acids)
Cellular component (GO): mitochondrion
Molecular function (GO): oxidoreductase activity
Source: RefSeq, a predicted model, not a curated record
AGCAACAAAGCAUCCUCAGGGCUUGAUCAAGCAGGACUUGACAACAUACGGCAUCCACCACUCGAGCUAGCACUCAAAGAGAAGCUGUCACCCGCCGAUCAGGCACUCUUCAAUCAUGGGUCGACGUUCUAUGCUCGACUCCAUUCUCAAUCGCCCCUCCCAAUCCUACACUGCACCUGAUCCAAACUUGACCUCGUCCUCUCGAAGCAAGACACCGCGAGGAUGGCAAGCUCCCAGCGACCUUCCAAAUGCGCCCAAUGCGCCCUCGAGCAUUCUGUCCGGCUCCAUGUUCUCCAAGGGAACACUUGGUAGGACCAAAGGUGCUUCUGUAGGCGGAUCAGUGACUGGCGGCAGUUUGCGAUUCGGUCGCAAGAAAAAGAACAGCAUCAUUGAUGAUGGUGCGAGCAGCAUCGCGCCACCUAGCACGGUUGCAGACAGCGUCACAGGCGAGCGGCGCCGAAGUCGAUGGUGGGAGGGCUCACUUCGCGGGCUCGGCAAGUCUGGCGGAAGCAGAGCUCCUAGCAUUGCGGGCGAAAGCAUCUUCUCAGAACCUGCCGAACCUCCUUCUGGACGUGCAGCAGGCUGGGCAGGCGUUGGUGCGGGAGCAACGGACUCUAGUAGAAGACGACAUGGCACUUUCAGCGAGUACGGGGAGCCCUCUGGCAGCAGAUCACGCAUGGCAUCACCUAGUCCAGUUCCUCCUCUACCACAGCACGACUUGAGCGCGCUGAGGGCUAUGAACGGCAAUACUAGCCUCGCACAAUCUGGUCGUCUCGCAACACAGGGCGUAGCUCCACUAGGCCAGUCAGAUCCGGCCCUUGCUCGCUCCAGAAGCCCACCGCCGCCUUCUCAAAGCGGCUCUGUGCGGUCAUCCUCGGCGAAGCGUGAUGGCAAGCGUCUAUCGACCGCAUCGAGCCCAGAUCUGCAAGCUCAAGCAGCUCGACAGCGACAAAGUUCAAAGGGACAGGAUGCAUCGCAGGACUGGUCCGCUUUCAUCGCAAGCAUGAAUGGUCCCCAAAAUGUCAAUGGCCGAGUCCAAAGUUUCGCUGUGGCGGCAUCCGCUUCCUCGGCAAAGGACGCCAAAGUGCAGAGGCGGAGAAGCGCAGCUGAGAGGGUACGCAGAGAGUUGGAGCAGGAUGCCUUGGCGGACCAAGCAAGUAGAGACCCUGGGGUGGUGCACCAAGAUCUGCUCGCAAGGGCUGCUGCGCAAGUCAUUGGCCAGAGCGCGCCGCUUCAGUCCGGGGCUGAGCCUGUCGAUCAACAAGGGAUGCAAUCGUAUGCUGGUCUUCGUCCUGGCUCAGUCAUUGGCGAGGCCAGCGAAAGUCGACCUGUGUCUAGUCUGGCCACUUCACAUCCUCCAGCGCGACCCGAGGCCGCGCACACACAGCCUCUGGACCAACAUGCUUGGGCCGUCCAACAGCACGCAGCUGCCUUGAAUGCCGUUGCGCCUUCGAAUGGCUCGGUGCACACACUUGCUGUGCAACAGCACCUGCAAAGCCAUGCUCAGGCAGUUGCUCAGCCAGCUCCGGCCUCCAGCGUAGUCCCGCAAACGCCGGCCGCUGUCCAACCUCCGCGGCCAGCUUCCUCUGCAUCUCUCCAUCGGGACUUGCCCCCGUCACCAUCAGCAGCUCAAGGACAAGAUGACGAAUCAGAAUCUUCAGGCGAGGAAUCCCAAUCUGGAACGGAGUCGGAAGAAAGCGAUGAGACGGCGCCUCGUCAAGUCCCGAUGCUCGAUGCUUUGGUGGAAGAGGAUGAGGACAGCAGCAGCGCAGGUGGACAUGAAAUGCGGCCGCGCUCCCCGCCUGUUCCGCAAGCCCGACACUCUGCUUUCGCAGCUGCCUUGAAAAAGUCGAAUGUUGCGGGCACCAAUGUGGCUGCGGAGGUCAAUCAGCAAGCCACUUCCGUAACUCCUGCCAUCAGUGUAGAGGACGUCCCGAAUCAAGCUCUACUCAAGGAUCAUCGACCAAUUGCCGAAAUAACACGGGAAGAGACGGACAGCGACAGCGAGGAAAGUCUUAGCGAAGAGGGGCCCAUCACACAAGGCCCAUUGGCCUCUACUGCAUCCGCGGAGAGCGUUGCGCCAUCAUUGCCACCCAAACCUUCGCAGGAGCGGAGUGCUGAAGUGGCCCCCGCUAAGCAGAGCGAUAGCGAUCGCAAAGCAGAAUCUGACGCAGAGGAUUCGGAUACAACAGACUCGGAAGCGGCUUCACGGAAGAGCAGUGGGGCCAGCGGACCGGCGAGUCGCGCGUCGUCCAUCCGGCCUAGCACUCUACCUAGACGGCUCAGCGAUCUCAGCCUCGGCGCUUCGUUUGCCAUCAGCAACAUGCUGCGAGGCAGUCGAGCGCCAUCGCAAGCUUCGUCCUCGCGUCGCAUGCGCAUGCGAGAUGGGGACUCUGACAGCGCUGGUGAGCGUUCGGAAGAUGACGCGGAACUGCGUGCCAAGGCGCAACUGGAGUUGGAGAGGCUUCGAUCCAUCAAGGUGGGGGAUGAUUUCUUUGGCGACAGUCUGGCAGGCAUGUUGGACACGUUCGAUCGCAGGAAUUGGUCGGACACUACAAUCGAUCGAUUGGGGCUUGAUGCGAGCGCCAAACAGCAAGAGGCUGCCCGCACCGGCAACACAAACAGGUCUUCGAUCAUUCAGAACAGUGGCAAAGGCUCGAAUGCCGAGUCGUCUGUUCACGAGCGGCUGAUACAAAUUCGCCAGCAGCGCGCGGAGCUCAGUCAGACUGCGGCCGGCAACGUUGCCGAGACGAAGAGCUUGGAGAGCGGCAUUGCGCCAAGCUUCGCUGCUGCGUGGCUCCUCAACCAGGCAGACGACAAGUCUGUGCGCAGCCGCGCCGACUUGCUCGCUUCGACUCACAAUUCACACAGCGCUUCGCACGCUCGCCAGGCCUCUGCAGCGAGCGCCGGCACGUUGGACUCGGUGGGUAGCCCUGCCGAGCAAUACAAAAGCCUCUUUGCUGGGAGCGCAUGGCAGAGCGAAGCAAGCUCUGCGGCUGCGAAGCCUCCAGUCAGUAUUCUUGACAGACCUCGGCCGCGUGGUGCCAAGCCAUCAGAUAUGGGUGGCGUAGAGAUUCGCCAGGGAAGGCUGGAAGCUGACUCGCCAGCCAAGGCUAGUCCUCCACCCGAGGACACGCGCAGCACUCUACCUGCAAGCUUGUCUGCCGCUCUUUUCAAGACGCCGCCAAGAGAGGGCUCUCUCGCUGAAUCUUCGUCUGCGGACGAUUCCGCUACGACCAUGACGCCCGCCGAUACAAAAAGCAAGGACAAGCCUGCUCCUGCCAAGUCAGCUUUGAAACCGAAGCCCUCCAAGUCGCUUGCCGACACGCUCUUCAAUUUUGGCUCGCCUGGUAAGGACGAAAAGCGGGAAAAGAAAUCGAGGAGAGGAGGUGCUUCCAAGGCUACCUUUGCCAACGAUGACAAGGACGACUUCAAAAAUGACGAGGCUCAGGAGGCGUCCAAAGCGCCACCUUCAGCAUGGGCAAAGAAAGAGCGCAAGAUUGCCAAAGCGGAGCGCAAAGCGCAGCUUGCUCAAGGAACGGGCAAUGUGCAGUCGAGCGAGCCCUUCAGAGGCGACUCACUCGCGAAUCCAGCCCCCGGCAAGGUACAAGGCUCGAAUCAGCAUCCAGACCCGCUUGAGCGAAGCACCGACCUGGACCUCUCGCCGCAGCGGCCUGAUGCCUUGUAUCGCGUGUCUAGCGGGCUGACUUCGCCUGGAGGUAGCAGCACAGACGGAUUCGAAUCGGCAAACGAGUUCGUUACUCCUGACGUCACCCCAAGGGAAGAUCCACUCAACAGAGCUGCGUUUUUGACCUUGCCUAAGCUUGCUGUAGCGACAUCAGUGGAUGGGCUGCCGGCAUCGCAGGCCAGUCCGCCAUUGCCUUCUGCGACGUCGGCAUAUCUGGACGCACCAGAGUCUCCUCUGGCACCUCACACCCUGCCCAGCCUUGCCUCGACCUUGAAGUUUACUACUGCUCCUGACCUGUCAGCACUGAACGAUGAUCAGUCCUCCAAGCCGUCAGCGGGCGCUGCAUCACUUUCGCCUUCUCGUGAACACUCUGUGCAGUCCGCGGAUAUUCCUGCACCUGCAUCUGCUCCUCUUGCCACUCCGGCACUUCGUCGUGAGACAGUUGGCGACUCGCCGAUGGAAGACCUGUGGUCUGGCGAAAGCGCGUUGAGUACCAAUAUUUCUACACCAUCCGCCUCUGACGUUUUGGUCAGCCACGCACCCUUGUUCGACCAACGUGCGCCAGCUUUGAACAAAGGCAAAGGCAAAGAGGUAGAACCAGCGCUAGAGUCGCAAGCAGUGCCGUCUUCCCAGCCAGCCGCAGUGGUGGAUAAAGACGGCGCGUUGAGCAAAAGGCUGCCAAUGCCUCCCGUUCCCUCCUUCGAGAAUGCAGUAGCUUCAGAAAACCUCCCUGACGACACCACACCCCUUGCUGUCAACCGGCCCGAGCCCACUUUCGGAUCACGCACCCCUCAAGCGCGCGAGCAAUCUGAGCCGCACUACGUGAACCUUAUUCCGCCGACUCCACCAGCACUAGAGUCUCGACCCUCAUUCGGUGCCUCGCGUCCUCCUGCGACAGAGCCACUCGCGGAGGACAAUGACACGGCUGAGGAAGUGGGCAGACCUGGCGUGCUCCGUCGCUCCUCAUCGACCAAGUCUACAAGUCGCAAACGCAGCUCAAUUGCAGCCUCGGAGCCGGGUGAGGGAACUGCGGGUUCCUCAUACACCCUUGCGCGCUCAGCUUCGACAUCGACGAAGCGUCCUGUCAGCUACCAAGUGUACACCGGCAAAGGUCUGAGUUUGCCGCCAGGCCUCGUCGCCACGACGGUCGCCUCUUCGGCGCGACGGACGAGCAGUGUUCCAGUCGCGUCGAGUGAUGUGCCCCAUGCCACGUCCGCGGAGGCUGCGCCUUUGGUGGAGCGCAAGAAGAGCUCGAAGAAAGCAGGCAAGGAGAAGAGUUCGCUUCGAAAGGCCAAGACGGCUGCACCGGACGCCCCUCCUGUCCCAAAGAUACCCACCCUACCCAGCGCGCCUGGCAGCGUGCGUGAUGAGGAUGUAUUGUCGUCCGUAGGAACCCACACGGAGUCGAACGCAGGCUCGCAGCUCUCCGCGUCGCGGUCAGCUUCUCCAUCCGGCUCGCCCUCGCCUGCGCCCAGCAUCUCAGCCCCUGGAUCUGUUGUGUCUUCAGCGGCCGGAAGCGCGGUAUCGGACGGCUCUUACUCUCGUCUUUACGCACCUCAUCCCCGAAAGAUACGGACGUUGUCCGCAGGUCCGAGUGGCCAGGCAAGGACCGCGGUCAUGUCCGCCAUCAACGAGUGGGAAAGCAGUCCGAUUAGCGAAUACGCGGUACCCAGCCCAUUGCAAAACGACGCAAGUCCAACAAGCCUCAACCCAGUGGGCGCGUAUGGUCGUGGACCAAGUCCUGUUCCGGUCAGUGUAGGACCUAGCUCGGGGCACGCAUCUGUGUACAACAGCGUGCCUGCCUCCAUGGCGUCGAGAAGCAACAGCAGCAUCGUUAUCGGAGCAACUCCUGCCCUUGUGCGGAGCGCCCCGAUUGGUGCCGCCACUGAUGCCUAUUUACCGGUCCCUCGGUCGAGGCUGAGCAUGGACGGUGCAAGCAGUCCCGUUCAUUUUGGCGAUCGCCGAGGCUCGGCUUCACCUGCGACCCAAAGCGUUGACGGUCAUGGCCGCUACUAUCCAGAGUCGGCGGCAUCGAGAGAGAGCGGCUGGUCGGCUUCGCAGUCAGCUAUGAGCCUGCCAGCGGUGCCCACGGCCUCCUAUAGGCCCAAGGAUCCUCUUCGCUCUCAAAACACAAUCGACGAUAGGCUUUACGCUCGCACGACUAUGAACACGGUAUCUGUGGCGAGCGGAGCUUUCAUGCAAGAGGCCAAGUCACAAAGCAAGAGGCGCUCGAUUGACGCACCGGCGGGUCCUCUCGCCGGCUCUGGCGCACCUCGUACUUCCUCUGAGGUGCCGGAGCAUCUACAGGAUGAGCUUGGACAAACGACGAUGGCGCUCAGCUCCCACACUCCACCGCCGCGCAAGCUCACUUCGACUCAAGUCCUGUGCCAAGUCAUCGCAGUAGCGAUCGAUGAGUUCGAUAGGACGGUGCUGCGCGAGAAAGUUAGAAAUGGAAGCGCUUACGGUUUCGUCCCAGGCCGGUCGUUCUCCGGUCGUGUCAUGGAGACAGGUUGGGAGGUCAAGAAAGUACGCCGGGGAGAUGUCGUCUUCGGUUUGCAGACCGCGAAGAAGUCAGGUGCUCUUGCAGAGUUCAUGGUCAUCGAGCAGAACCUCAUCGCAAAAGCACCCGAAGAUUGCUUGACGACGGAACAGAUUGCCGCGUUACCAGCGACAGGAGUCAUGUCUUAUCAGCUCAUGCAGAAUCACUGCUCCCAAGUGCCGCGCGGGGCGCGCAUUCUCAUCCUCAACGCACACGACGGCAUCGGCCUUCUGACAAUGCAGGAGUGCGCCCCUCUUGGGCUCAUCGUCGUUGCACAGUGCCCUGCUUCGGUAUCCGAUGGUGUCGCGGUAUGCGAAGCCAAUGGUGCACACGAAGUCGUCAUUGGGGAACCGCUUUGGGCAAUCAAUUCCCUGCAUGAGUCCAGCUUUGACCUCGUCGUGGACACUGUGGGCGGACGUCGAAUCUAUGAUGCCGCUCGGCGCAUUCUCGCCAACGGCGGUCAAUUCACCACUUGCUUUGGGGACGAACACACUUCAGCAAAUCCUAAUCUCCGUUCUCAUCUGCGAUCCCUACGACGCAGCUUUUUCAAAAAGGAUCGCAAAAACAUCGGUUACGAAUGGCUCGGCACGGAUCAAGGCGAGGACUGCCAAGAGGCUUUGGAAGCUGUGCGCGUGGCUGCUCAGCGUGGCGACGUCUGCCCUCGACUGAGAUCCAUCUUGCCAUUCGCCGACGCCCCUCGUGCAUUCGACCCAGUCAUUCGAGGCGUCGAAGAGGAGCCGGGUGCCGUCGUCGUUCGCGUUUCAUAAACAAUCCGGUGAUCGAUCAAUGCCUCUAUCCCAAGCUAUCACACACGCACUCCACUCAUUUCUCCCGUGCUCAUCCUCAUAUCCUGUCACCGUCUUCACGCUUCCCAUGCAUGCGGCAGCUAUCGCUCAAUGCUUACUUGUUGCUGACGGCGCCGCCGCAUUGCUGCUCACCCCAUCCCACAACACCCAAAAAUUUCCUUGCACCUUGCACUGCUCGAUGGACUGCAAUUCGAACACGAGGUUUUAA